AAGUCUUCAGUCGAGUUGAGUCAGUCCACGACGCGCAACGCGCUUUGCGCAACGCAAGCUCCGGAGCUUUUUGGAUACCGUUACGAAAAAUAUCGUGAAUAUUGUUUAUUUUCAUCAAGUUAAUCAUAAACCAUUGAAAAUACUUUAAAAAGGUUUAUUAUUAAAGUGCCAUGGAUUUAUUAACAAUAGUUGAUCAAAGUGAUUGUGAGCAAAUGGCUUAAGUCAUGGAUGCGCGCGUAUAUUAUCACAAAUGACAAAAAUUGAGUGAUAAGAUGAAUAACACUUUGUUAGACCGCUUAUCACCACGUCCUGCGUGUCCUUUGGUGCGUCUUGGUCGUACGACGCCAUUGUUGGAUAGUCAACAGCCAUCGAGUUCCGGUUCACAAAAUGACGACCCGGAUGAUUACUACAUGCAUAAUCUCGACAAACGUAACCUUGAAUUAUACACGAGGAAAAUCAAUGAUAGAUUCUAUGAUUAUAAAGAGACUUCGUUUCAAAGCACGACUACCACCACACAAUCACAGGGUGGUAAUCCUCGCAGUGGUGGUAAAAAUUAUUACAAUCGUCCCGAUGGUCCUUUGAAUUCGUUAUCGCUCAGCGCUGGUUUGGCUUACUGGGAGAGCUGCAAGAGCAUGCAAAGUUCCGACUCUAGUCAAGAAUGCUCUGAGUUCUUUGAUGCGCGCAUGCGUCAUACUGGUAGACCAAAGAAACGCGAGAAUUUCACCCCAAAUUCCAAAUCAAAAGGUGGUUUGACCUUGAGUAAUGGAAAUACAAAUUUGAAUGGGUCCCGUGUGAGUGGAAACAGUGACAGCGAUUAUCUGAUGGACAGUUUUCUGAAACUAGGAAAGAAUAGUCCUAGUUUAGACCAAGGAUACCAUACACUCGUUCCACCUAGUCCCGGUUGUUCCACUCCCAAUAUCUGGGACCGAUGCGAAACUCAGCUGUACAGAGGGAAGUCACGUUUUCAUGCAAGGAACAAUUCAUUUGAUAGAUUACAGGACGAAUUGGUCAUGAAAGUAUUCUCUAUGUUAAACAGUUACGAAUUAUCUAUCUGUGCUAGAGUAUGCAGGAGGUUUGAUAGACUUGUAUGGAAACCUGAAUUGUGGAGGACUAUAACUCUCGCAGGAGAGACCCUAAGUGGGGAUAGAGCUGUUCGAGCAGUGUUGAGACAACUCUGUGGGCAGGGAACAACAGGUGCCUGUACCCAGGUAGAAAGGGUGCAUAUCACGGAUGGUGCUAAGAUUACAGAUAAAGGAGUGACUCUACUUGCAAGGAGAUGUCCAGAGAUUACUCAUUUGCAAAUCACACAAACUGCUGGGGUUACUAAUGCUUCUCUCAAUGAGAUUGUCAAUAGAUGUGGUAAUUUGCAGCAUUUAGAUGUAACAGGAUGUGUGCAAGUUACUUGUCUGAUAAACAUGAUGGGACCUGAUCCUCCAAAACGUCUUCAACUGCAAUAUCUAGACCUUACCGACUGUGCUACUCUACAGGACAAUGGAUUACGGAUUAUUGUGAGGAACUGUCCUCUACUGGCGUAUCUAUAUUUGAGGAGAUGUACGGAUAUUACAGAUGCUGGUCUUAAAUUCGUCCCGUCAUUUUGUUCUGGUCUACGGGAGCUUUCCGUCAGCGACUGCACAAACAUCACAGAUUUCGGCCUCUAUGAGCUAGCCAAAUUAGGUGCUACCCUCCGAUACCUUAGUGUUGCAAAAUGCGACCAAGUAAGCGAUGCUGGUCUGAAAGUCGUCGCACGUCGGUGCUACAAACUGCGAUAUCUCAACGUGCGUGGCUGUGAAGCAGUUUCAGACGACGCCAUUACAGUCCUCGCAAGGUCCUGCACCCGCUUACGUGCACUAGACAUAGGUAAAUGCGAUGUGAGUGAUGCCGGACUACGAGCACUUGCUGAAAGCUGUCCAAAUCUAAAGAAACUAAGCCUUAGAAACUGUGAUCUCGUCACGGAUAGGGGCGUACAAGCAAUUGCGUAUUACUGUAGAGGUUUACAACAAUUAAACAUUCAGGACUGUCAAAUUUCAUUGGAUGGUUAUCGUGCCGUCAAGAAAUACUGCAAACGAUGCAUAAUUGAACAUACAAAUCCCGGAUUCUUUUAGCACAGCUUGCGAAAUUGUUCGUAUUGGUGGUUAUUAAGAUUUGCCAUGUUGUUUUCGUAUUUAUUCUGUAAAUAACUGUAUAUUAAUUAUUGUGCAUAUUAUUAAAUAGGAAUAAUGACAUAAAAGCAAUUAUAUAUUUUA
Messenger RNA from Dalotia coriaria, 2243 nucleotides. Its product is annotated as F-box/LRR-repeat protein 7-like. NCBI's taxonomy places the organism in Eukaryota, Metazoa, Arthropoda, Insecta, Coleoptera, Staphylinidae. The coding region runs from base 273 to 2102 and encodes 609 amino acids. Gene Ontology annotation, molecular function: protein binding. Gene Ontology annotation, biological process: SCF-dependent proteasomal ubiquitin-dependent protein catabolic process. The record is from RefSeq and is a predicted model, not a curated record. The transcript has 4 exons. Gene Ontology annotation, cellular component: SCF ubiquitin ligase complex.